Messenger RNA from Closterium sp. Naga37s-1, 426 nucleotides. The record is from the annotation of a GenBank genome assembly. Lineage: Eukaryota; Viridiplantae; Streptophyta; Zygnematophyceae; Desmidiales; Closteriaceae.
AUGGCCACGUUCACACCAGAAGAGGUGGCGGCACUGCAGCAGGGAGCCAACCAGCGGGCGCGAGAGUACUUUCUCCUGGGGGGCGGCCGUGCCCCUCCCAACAGCAAUGACCCCCAGUCAGUGAGGGAGUUUAUUCGAGCGGUCUUUGUGGAAAGGCGAUAUGUGGGGAGGAACUCACGAGAGCAUAGCAGCAACCAUGCUUCCCUCUCCUUCAUCCUGCACAUCUCGCCUCAUUUCUUCUCUCACUCUCUCCCCACCUUUCUCCGCCCGCUCCCUCCCCAUCCCCUCCUCCCGCACCCACCCAUCCUUACCCUCCUCAUCCAGAGCUCUCCCUCAGGCCGAACCCAUUCUAUGGACGAGCUCUCCCUCAGGCCGAACCCACUCUAUGGAUGGUUCUCCCUCCGCCUCCUUCCCGCAGCCCUCUGA